Rangifer tarandus platyrhynchus (Svalbard reindeer) is the source of this 459-nucleotide messenger RNA. NCBI's taxonomy places the organism in Eukaryota, Metazoa, Chordata, Mammalia, Artiodactyla, Cervidae. The record is from the annotation of a GenBank genome assembly.
AUGAAAGAGGAGCUGAUUCAGCCGGUGACGCUUCAACAGAGUGAGCCAGGGUGUGCACACUGCACUGGGAGUGAUAUCAGGGCAGUGCAAGCUGGAGGGGGCGAUGCCCUGAAGCUGCCUGCAGCCAGACGGGUGGUCUCUGUACUCUCUCCAAAACCAGCUCGGGGCGUGAGCCCAGAGACAGGGCCCAAGGGCUCCGAGGAGAGAGAGGACAAACAAGAGCCAGGCUACACCAGCGGAGACGCCAGUGCAGGCCGCUCAUACGCACGGAUAACACACUGCGGCGACAGAAGCAGGUGCCUGCCUUCUUUCCGGGCCCCUGGCAGACUCGGCAUCACCGAGCUGAGCAGCAAGGGCCCCUCCACCGUGUUGAGCCCUGCCCCAAGGCCACAUUGCGAGGCUUGUACCAAGACCACAGAAGUGGCGCUGAGAACCGAGGUCACUUCCAAAACUGACUGA